AUGACGUCCACCAUCCCUUUUCCUACGUCAGGCACACCCAGCGCAUCGGGAAUCAUGUCUGAGCUGCAACCAGCCAACCUGAAACAUUCAGAACUGUCUAUGGUGACAUGUAACCCCCUCACAUAUCAAGUCUGCGACUUUGUAUACGAUAAUUCCCCAUCCACGAGUUUCCUGGAUACUGCUGAGUUCUUCUACGAGACUCGUGCAGGUCAUUACGAAAAUCCCCUGAUAACUGCCACGUCCCGCACCCUCAUUGCAGAUAUUCAUGCCCUCGUACGCCAAUUUUCUAUAGUCGACAUUCCAAAACCAUCCAAGAUACUCGGCGCACUCCUGCCCCGAGUCCCCAUCAAAGACUCCGUCAGCCCGGACCCUUGGUUUCGUGUCCUGCGGAUCUGGUCAGAAAUUGAAGAAUUUAGCGAGAGCGAGAGCUUUGACGGCCACAAAAGGAGCAUCGUCGAGCAUACACUCAACAUCCUACUUUUCCCAGACUUGCAUAUGGGCUUCAAGAUGCCUAAGUCGCUCUCCUUGCGCACAUCCGAGUCUACCCCUCCAAGUGAAGCUGUACAAGAGCUCUCGCUAGUAGUCCCUGCCACCCCCUCGCUCUCAGUUCCUGGUACGCCAUUCGUGGUUCCAUCGCCACUGCACCUACAGCUUCACGUCAUCACGCGCCUAAGCUUCAAUGAGCAAGGACGGAUCACGUAUCAUCGCGACGUGUGGGACAUGCGUGAUGUGAUAGGGCUCGUACCUGGCAUGCGUAUCGCACAGUGGAUCUUAGGGCGGGCCGGUGCGUGGGGACUGAGCUGGAUUGCCAAGAGACUGAGGUCCCAGCCACAUGGUACAUCAUUGAUCACGUCUGCUGAAACGAUAGUUUAGUUUUUUUGUGCUUCUCUGUUGCCCUUCCUACGAUAUCUCAUAGCGAGCAUUACUCUUCGUAAUGUUAAUGGUAUUUUUUGUCAACUGUAGCUCAUCCUCGCGCCCAAAUUGCGUUGUGUUUCCAUAGCCUUAUACCUAAUACCACGACUACAUACUUCUUUGCAUUAGGUCAAUAUUUUAGUUGGGGUCUCGCACUUUAGCAUGUCAGACCAAUGUUGGACAGCACUCCACUGUCACCAGUCUACACUCCAUUGGCACUGUGUCUUUGAUCCCCGUUGUCAACCUCUUGUUGGUAUUCAGUCUCCACAGCCUUGCACCUCAUACAGCGACUAUCCCAUCCUAUCAAGUCAAGUCGACUUGAAUAGUUUGC
Messenger RNA from Suillus subalutaceus, 1243 nucleotides. RefSeq lists its product as uncharacterized. Lineage: Eukaryota; Fungi; Basidiomycota; Agaricomycetes; Boletales; Suillaceae. The record is from RefSeq and is a predicted model, not a curated record. Bases 1 to 873 code for a protein of 290 amino acids. The transcript has 3 exons.